AUGCCGCCGUCGUCGUACCGCACCGUCGGGUUCAACGGCUACGCUGUGAAGUUUUCCCCGUUCGUGCCGCACAGAAUCGCGAUAUCGGCGUCGCAAAACUUUGGAAUCAUCGGUAACGGCGCGCAAAUCAUCGGCGAUGUCGACCCGCUGACGGGAAAUUUCAUCGAAUUGUGCCGGUUUCACACGCGCGAUGGGGUGUACGACUGCGCGUGGAGCGAAGGACACGAAAAUGUCAUCAUCAGCGCGUGCGGAGACGGGAGCGUGAAGGUUUGGGACAUCGCGAACGGGCCGCAGGCGAACCCGCUGCGAAGCCUGCACGAACACACGCACGAGGUGUACGCGGCGUCUUGGAAUUUGGCGGGCGGAAGAGACACGUUCUUGACGGCGUCAUGGGAUGAUACGAUUAAGUUGUGGAAUUUAGAGCGCGGUGAGAGCAUGCGGACGUUCGCGGAACACGCGUAUUGCGUGUACGCGGCGGAGUGGAGCCCGCACCACGCGGAUAUUUUCGCGAGCGCGUCGGGGGAUUGUUUGCUGAAGAUUUGGGAUCUUCGACAGCCGCACGCGACGCUGAGCGUACCUGUGCACGAUUAUGAGACGUUGUGUUGCGAUUGGAACAAGUGGAACGACUGCGUGAUCGCCACGGGGAGCGUGGACAAGACGGUGCGGUUGUGGGAUAUUCGGAACCCGUCGCGAGAGUUGCACACUUUGGUCGGGCACGAUUACGCCGUGCGUCGGGUGAAGUGCUCGCCGCACGCGGAAAACGUCGUGUACACGUGUUCGUACGACAUGACGGUGGGAAUGUGGGAUUGGAAGUCACCCGCGCCGCUGCUGAAUCGUUGGGGGCAUCACACCGAGUUCGCCGUCGGGCUAGACACGUCGUGUUUGGUGGAGGGAUUAGUGGCGUCGUGUGGGUGGGAUGAGAUGGUACACGCUUGGAACACGGUUGAUGGAAGCCCGCCACCGAUUGCGGCGAUGAUGCGCGCGCCUCAGGCUUAUCCUCCCAUGGCGACGGCGUCGCCGGCUCCCGUGGCGUGA
Messenger RNA from Ostreococcus lucimarinus CCE9901, 1035 nucleotides. RefSeq names its product PPI family transporter: peroxisomal targeting signal type 2 receptor (PEX7). Lineage: Eukaryota; Viridiplantae; Chlorophyta; Mamiellophyceae; Mamiellales; Bathycoccaceae. The transcript has a single exon. Gene Ontology annotation, cellular component: cytosol; peroxisomal matrix. Gene Ontology annotation, molecular function: protein binding. Bases 1 to 1035 code for a protein of 344 amino acids. The record is from RefSeq and is a predicted model, not a curated record. Gene Ontology annotation, biological process: protein import into peroxisome matrix.